This is a messenger RNA of Alternaria triticimaculans, 1068 nucleotides long. RefSeq lists its product as uncharacterized. Gene Ontology annotation, molecular function: protein binding. Bases 1 to 1068 code for a protein of 355 amino acids. The record is from RefSeq and is a predicted model, not a curated record. Lineage: Eukaryota; Fungi; Ascomycota; Dothideomycetes; Pleosporales; Pleosporaceae. The transcript is spliced from 3 exons.
AUGGCGCCCAUUACGCGAUCCGGCAGCAAGCGCGCAAGCGGCGAAGCUGUAGACACCAAAGUCACCAAGAAAGCGAAACGUUCGGUCAAGACCGCUGCGAAGCCUGCGAAGGAGGAGCCCGCAAGCGAAGAUCCGCAGUACUUCCGCUUCCUCGAUCUUUCUCCAGAACUGCGGAACAGAGUAUACGAAUACGCCAGAGAAGACGACUCCACCCGCUUUGCUCCACGGCCCAAUCAAGACCCCCUACGUUUUGCUCACCCCCCACGCACAGUGCGCCCCUGGAAGUACUUCGCUCUAACUCACGUCUGUACACAAGUCCGCGCAGAGUUUCGUCCUCUUUGGGUUCGGGAUCUUCGUGUUGCAUUCUCGGCGACUACUCAGUUAACCACCUUCCUCGAUACUUUUCUACGAUUUGAGAACGAACCCAAGCACAUGCCGAAGCUCAUACAGUACUUAUGGGAUCAUGGAAACGACGACCUGAUGAGAUUCAAUCUGACGCGCAUUCUGCGUGUGCAUGCACACUCUCCAUCAUCGCAAUUUGCGCUCGUUCCUGAGAGCGUUGCUCUAGGAUCGAGUGUAGACGGCGACAUCUGUCAAAUGUGUCUGAGGCGAUAUCACAGAGAGGAAGAAGGCCUGUAUCCAUACAGCGACGAUGACGACGAGUGCACCUGUCCGGAUUUUGAUAUGAGCCAGAGCGAGUGGGAAGAGUUCAAGCACGACCAGAUGGAAUACACUUCCGACAUACCUGUAUUCGUUCACAAUACGAAUGAGGCUUGGAUCAAAGCUGUACAGGAGAACAAAGUGACCGUCACUUGCUCAUUCUGUCAUUGGAGCCACCAUGCCAUCUUCAAAAUUCUCUACAAAGAUCCAGUCUGCGAGACGACGGCUGAUUCUCAACCGGCAUGGGAUUUGAUGAAGCAAUGGGGCAUCCUCGACCUUCCAACCAAACGAGGAACAGACUUCAUAUUCGCGUACGAGGAUAGGCAGACCACGGAAAAAGACGGUCACAGCAUGGCACACUCCGUCACACGCCAAAUCGUCUUUCGGAAGACACCUUCGAAGGCCUAA